Molecule: messenger RNA, 1184 nt
Organism: Telopea speciosissima
Lineage: Eukaryota; Viridiplantae; Streptophyta; Magnoliopsida; Proteales; Proteaceae
Product: probable iron/ascorbate oxidoreductase DDB_G0283291
Exons: 11
Coding region: 5-940 (311 amino acids)
Source: RefSeq, a predicted model, not a curated record
GGAAAUGGGGGAAACUCUCAAGCUUCCGAUCAUCGACUUAUCAUCAACGGAUCGCUUAUCGACUGCUACAACUAUCCGCAGAGCAUGCGUAGACUUUGGUUUCUUUUACCUUGCGAAUCAUGGGGUUGAAGAAGAGUUUCUUAAGAGAGUGUUUGAAGAGAGUAAAAUGUUAUUCUCACUUCCCCUGGAACAGAAGAUGAAACUGGCGCGAAAGGAAAACAGAGGUUACUCCCCCUUUUAUGCUGAGAAACUGGAUACUUCGUUGAAUUCCAGAGGUGAUCUAAAAGAGUCUUUCCAUAUUGGUCCUAUAGAAGGCACUACAACUCUAACUAAUCUGAAUCAAUGGCCUUCAGAAGAAGCUCUGCCAUCGUGGAAACUCACAAUGGAAUCUUAUUAUCAGACAGUCCUGAAUGCUGGGAAAAGCCUGGUCUCUUUGAUUGCUUUGGCUUUGAACUUGGAAGAGAACUUCUUUGAGAAACUAGGGGCAUUGGAUGCACCAAUGCCAUUUGUUCGUCUGUUACACUAUCCAGGCGAACUAGCUGUUUCCAAUGAGGAAACAUAUGGUGCUUCCGCUCAUUCAGAUUAUGGAAUGAUUACUCUUCUUGCAACUGAUGGGGUCCGUGGACUUCAGAUAUGUAGAGAGAAAUAUAGGCAGCCUCAAGUCUGGGAGGAUGUGCAGCAUGUCAAUGGGGCUUUCAUUGUUAACAUCGGCGAUAUGAUGGAGAGGUGGACUAACUGUUUGUUCCGUUCGACGUUGCACAGAGUCAUACCAGCUGGACAAGAACGCUAUUCUGUUGCCUUCUUCUUAGAUCCAAACAGUGAUUGCAUGAUAGAAUGCUUGGAAAGUUGUUGCAGUGAGAAAUUCCCACCUAGGUUUCCUCCCAUACGCAGUGGGGACUACCUGCAAGAGCGUUUUAGGGUCACAUACUCUUCGCAGUAGGGAUGGCUUAAAACAUGAGAACCCUAAGAAUGUCCAACUUCAGUUAGUUUUAACAUGGUUCUGAGCAUUUUUCAUCAAGUUGGAUGGAAGGCAUGAAUCCAUUAGAAACAUCUAAUGGUUGUGAAUGUAAUGUAGUUUGGACUUGAUGUGAAUGUAUUUGCUUGCCUGUUGUAAGUCAUAGUUUUCACUACUUCAAUAUCAUACCAUCGUUAUAACUUUUUAUUAGAAAGUACAGUUGGCUUCA